Messenger RNA from Dentiscutata heterogama, 386 nucleotides. The record is from the annotation of a GenBank genome assembly. Lineage: Eukaryota; Fungi; Glomeromycota; Glomeromycetes; Diversisporales; Gigasporaceae.
UUGCUCUCGAACUUGAAUUGAGGGAAGAGAGGCUAAGGGAGGCUUCUGUGCAUGGUGAUUGUAAUACCGGUACCAGUAGCUUUGCUUGCUUUGUUUUUGAAAUCAGAGAUCUUAUUAAAUUACUUUCUACUACUCCGCAGCCUGAUAUUAACAGUGCAGACGAGAAAGGUAGAACACCUUUACAUUUCGCUUGUGCUGGUGGACAUAACGAUUGUGUCAAGCUAUUAAUUGAACGUGGCGCAAAUGUUAAUGCGGAAGCAGACAUUGCUGGAAAUAGACCUUUACAUUUGGCUGUCAUUUCCAAUAAAAUGGAUUGCGUGAUAGCGUUAUUAGAAGCAGGUGCAAAAAUAAAUAUGAAUGAUGCAUUUCAUCGUACACCGUUAUCA